AUGUCAACAAUCCAAGCCCUCCUAAACCCCCUGCCAGACCAACAAUUUCCCUUCAGCCUCCCCAGCUCCUCCCCCCUUCCCCCCCGAAAACCCAAACCUGACGCAGCGCCCGCCCACGGCCACAAGAAGCAAAAAUCCAAAGGUCUCCCUCGCAAAAAAGGCCCUAUUCGCGGCGAACUACGAUAUCCACCGUACGAGGAGCGCGACGAUGAGUUGGCAAGUAUUCAUCGAGAAUUUCGGAUGAAGCCCAUGGGUGUGGGUGAUAUAAGGGAAAGGCCAUGGCAUGUACCAUAUAAUAGUGAUAAGAAGACGUUUCAGGGCUUGACGGGGAGGGAUUCGCUUGAGGUGUUCUAUUACCAGUUCAAGUUGCCUGGUCAGGCUGAGAGCGAGGAGCCGUGGUGGGUAAUGUGGGAUUAUAAUAUCGGGCUUGUUAGGAUGACGCAUCUGUUCAAGAGCAAUGGGCAUUCAAAGACAACAAUAGGCAAAGCCAUGAAGGCAAACCCAGGCCUCUCCGAAAUAUCCCACAGCAUCACCGGCGGCGCAACAGAAGCACAAGGAUAUUGGGUCCCCUAUGACGUCGCCAAAGCCUUAGCCGCAACAUUCUGCUAUAAAAUCCGACACGUCCUCGUCCCGCUCUUCGGGCCUGAUUUUCCGUCGCUUUGCAUCCAUCCGCACGACCGCACACGUUUCAAUCGUAUGAUCAUCGACAGGGCUGUUAUUCAACGGGCCACGCAGACAGCGAGGUACUAUCGCAGUUUGGAACUGCGGUCGUUGCCGUUCAGCACCAGCACUAGCACUACCUCCAUACCCGAUUCUAGUCCUGGCCGGCCUACGUCCUCGUCGGAUAGUUUCGUCGCGAGGAAGAAAGCUAUUCCACGGUCUAGGAAAUAUGCGAAUAGUCUGAGUUCGAACGCGAGUGUUACCUCCGGGACGGCGAGUAGUGGGUACGGCUCUGGUAUCGAUGAGUACUCCGAUGCAUACUGCGUGUCACCAGUGAGCAUGGGCUCGUAUCGGGGUGGGAAUACGUUUACGCCGGUGAAUACUCCCAGGAGUGUGGAUGUUUACACUUCCUCUGCUGCUUUCUCUGCUUCUGUCCCUGGGACUAGUGCUGGUAUCAGUAUACCCACGCCACAGCAAGUCCUGGCCUCCAUCUCCGCCAAGGUCAACACAAACACAAGCACCAUCGACCAAGCCUCCACAGGAACAAGCCCCACUCCCAGCCCCGGCACAACAACCGACGAAGAAACCUCCUCCCCAUCAACUGCAUACUCCGAAAUCAGCAGCUCCUGGAGUGACUAUUCAUUCGUCGAUAUGGAUAAAGAUGAUUGCAAUAGCAAUAACAAUAAUGACAGCUCGAAUGAACCCAUGCCCAGUCGGAAACGAAAGGCCGAUGGUAAUGGUAACGCACUUUUUGUGAAGGAGGUCAAGGCUGCGCAUGCGUUGCUAAGCUUGCAUAUGCAGGAUGCGAGUGGGAGUGAGUGUGAUGAGGCUGAUGAGGAUGUGUCGCCGUCGGUGCCGGCAUCGUCGUUGAUGGGUGUUUACCAGCGGCAGCAGCAUACAUACAGCCGGGGACAGAGUCAGAAAAGAAGACGGGCGUCUGCUUAGUGCUUACUUGCCUUGGUUUGGCUUUGUUGAGCAGGGUGAGACCAGAUAAUGUGUUAUGCUUAUGUUAUGAUGAUUGAUUACAAGUACAUGGGUAUAGAGGCGUCGUUUGUUUUAAUCAUAGUAUUAUUAGUCAGUUAGUCUAAUUAGUUAGUUACUUUAGUUUAUAUCUAUCGUCUAGUCUAUGCUUUUUCCAUGUUGUAAGUCAUGACUUUAUACAGACCUGC
Molecule: messenger RNA, 1829 nt
Organism: Aspergillus ruber CBS 135680
Lineage: Eukaryota; Fungi; Ascomycota; Eurotiomycetes; Eurotiales; Aspergillaceae
Product: putative APSES transcription factor Xbp1
Exons: 4
Coding region: 1-1605 (534 amino acids)
Molecular function (GO): DNA binding
Source: RefSeq, a predicted model, not a curated record